AGGCAUUGUUCGAAUGAAAAUGAAAGCGCUUACGAAGCAUAUCUUGAAAAUAUAAAAUAACUUAUGGAAGCGAGUCCUUAGUACGUCAUCGCAUUUGAAAUCGUCAGGUGAUCGAAGCUCUGCGACUGUGCAUCGAAGAAACAAACACAAUUUAUCGGCGGUUAACUAUACCUUCUGUAUCCUCAAAGGAGAGGAAUGGAUAGCGAGUACAAUCUUUUUACCAGUAACAUUAAGGAUACCGAGAAUCACGGGAUACAGACAGCGGAAGAAAUAACCUCAGCUCUAACUUCAUGUCCGUCUUCGAUGGCACUCGCUCAGCGGACAAUUACAGUAGCCAACUGUUCUAGCAGACACUUCAGUAACUCCCACCACACUCAAGUCCGGAGAAGUACUGAUGACAGGGAAGAAGAUUUACUUCUAGAGUCAGAGCUAGUGGACGACUUUGGAAGACCUCCUCACACGGACGCUUUUGAUACAGAAGCUCGUGAUCGGAUCGGAGAACUCUUAGAAUCUGCACGCUCUUCCGAGCAAUCCUCUCAGAAUGUAUCCUUACAGAGUAGAGCUGUUCCCCAACAGCAGUGUUGUAGCAUACAGCAGGCAACACAAAACGGCGAAUUGGCCGUGAAGUCUUCAACUAGACCUUCAAAGAGUACGGAUAUGCAACGAUUUUGUGAUCCAGAAUCAAGCCAUGGGCUCCAAAUGCCCUGUGUGAUUUUUAUGUUUAAAAGAGGAAUCAUUGCACGAGAUGAUUUAAUCCAUAAUCUCUACAUUAUACCAGUGAAGGACUUCAAGGAGGUUGAGCAAUCACAACCUGUUCAUCAUGGUGAGGUGCUUUUUAUCAUAUUUUAUGGUCAAUUGCAGAAGUUCCCAAAAAUCAAACAAUACGAAGGUGUUAUUUGCCAUGGCACCGAAUUCCCAAUGAUGGAGGAAACAAAAAUCCCACCAAAUCGCCUUUUCCAUCGUAUUCUGAUUGAUGGCACAUGUAAAGUGAACUUUGAAAUGGAUGCUGGUGAAACUUUCUCAAUUGUUUCCCCGCCUACGAUAGUUACAAAUAUCUCUGAGAUCCUUUCAAGGAGUAAAAAUCGUGUUGGGUGCGGAUUUUCAGCCACAGUCCUCAUAAGAUGCACAGGUGGGAAGGACGAGCUCUCCGAGGGCAACAUCUGCAUAAAAAUCCAAUGUGGAAACACAAAUUUACGUUUUACUAUGCCCGUAGCGUACUACGAAGCAAACACAUCACCUUGGCUGUAUAAUCCACAAGCAGUCACUGCCAUGCCUGACGAAGACAAGAAAGUUCUGCGUUCUUGCCAUGUUUCUCUCCUGGAGAAUAUUGGUGAUCCAAUCUGUAUAUGUGAUCACCUUUACCAGCACAAGAUCUUCGACAGUGAGGACAUGGAAGAGGUAGAGAAUAUGACAAAGAGUAGGGACCGCAAUGCCUUUUUGUUACACUCGAUUCAGACGAGGGGAAACAUCCUUGACCUCGUUAUUGACAUAAUGAGAGGCCAGCGAGAAAACCAGGAAGCAGCUGCCAUUUUACUGAACAAACGACGCCAUGGAGCUGAUCAAAAUAAUGACGACAAAUGAGGAUCUGCAUGCAGCACCUGCCAAUAUCUAAUUGAAAUUUUGCUGUGUUUAGUUUAAGUUAAUGUUUACUGAGCUGUGUGUUCAAUACCAUAUUAUUAUUUGCUUUAGAAAUAAUCAGUAAGAAAUUGCCCUGAGAGAACAAGAUUAAGCCAGUGAGGUUAAAGCAGUCUUUUAAUGUCAAAAGUGUUUUAGCUGCUAAGAAAAGCAGUAUAAUGGAUUAUAAUAUCACUUUUACUUUUUCCCAUUUGACUUCAGAAAUGGAAAUGAAAGAUUUUAUGGACAAUGAUUAGCUGUUUUCUGAAAGGUUUCUUACAUUUAUAUUAAAAUUUAUUGUAAAUAUUUUUUUUCAACCUUUGCACUUUUGUUGUCUAUUGUUUUAAAUCAGGUGCUGUGUACUUGAUGAAUGUCUACCUUUUGAAUCAUAUUAUCUAAUACUCAACUAUUACUGAUAUUACAACCAAGAAAUAGGGGAACUGUAUAAUUAGGUAGUGAUAUAGUGAUACUCCUCCGUUGUAUGAAGAUUGGCAAAUUUGGUGUAUUAGACAAUAUGGUCUUAAAUCAUUGUAGUUAACAUUUAAACUCCCAAGAUCUGAUUGUUUAUUCUCUCCUCUACUUCUACUUGAAAUUUUUUAUUAAUCUCAUUACCUGUUUUCUGGAUAACGUGGGGAUAUUGUAUAGAGAAUUUUUAAUGUUAAUCACUCAGAGAAUAAAAAGGUUAAAGCAGGGAGAUAUGGUUAAGGCUCUAUUACGUACAGCUUGCCCGUUUGUUAUGAUUCGAUGUUUUGUUCUCAACACAGUUUCGUAUUUCAUAGCAAAAUGUGCUUCUCUUUAAUUACUUAUGUUAAGUGUUUUGAGAGAAACUGUGGCCUUCUAGGAACAGAUGAUGUCCAAUGCCUAUGGGCGUCAUGUUCUACAUAUUGUAAUCAGUUUACGUACAGCUUGCCCGUUUGUUAUGAUUCGAUGUUUUGUUCUCAACACAGUUUCGUAUUUCAUAGCAAAAUGUGCUUCUCUUUAAUUACUUAUGUUAAGUGUUUUGAGAGAAACUGUGGCCUUCUAGGAACAGAUGAUGUCCAAUGCCUAUGGGCGUCAUGUUCUACAUAUUGUAAUCAUUUUUAUGUAUCCAAGGACCUAAAGUUUUCAAUUCUCUGAAAACAGAAAUCCAAAAUGUUGGCACAGUUUCUCUGUUGAAGUCUGAAUUGCGAACAUUGUGUAAAAUAAAUAAUGAAAGAUAGAUUCAACAUCACAUGUGUAAAUAUGUUAAUAUCCUCAGUCUGAGUCAAAUUCAAUCUGGAAAAUUGUUGUACUUUUAUUAUAGAAGAGGUGGAAAUUUUUUCUUUGUUCGUAAAGUCGAACGCUCCAAGACAACUUUCCGCUUUUAGGAAUUGAUUGUGUCCAUAGAAAAAUGUCCAAGCAUGCUUUAGCUCCAAAUGGAGACUGUUCUUGGAAUGGAGUUGCAAUGAUGAACGUGGGUUACUAACCAACUGCACGCUUUUAUGACAAGCAAGGCCAUGUAGACGAAUGUAAGUGGUAUAUGGAUAAUAUAUUUAAUGCAGUAGUAAAAGUAACACGCCAAAGAAUUAAACAACUCACAUCCUUGCCGAGUACCGUUUUUGUAGCUUAAUUUUUUUGGAUUGUAAAUUUAUUAAAAGAGAACUAUUGAAUAAAGUAUAGUUCGCUUUUGAUAA
Messenger RNA from Stylophora pistillata, 3266 nucleotides. RefSeq lists its product as uncharacterized. NCBI's taxonomy places the organism in Eukaryota, Metazoa, Cnidaria, Anthozoa, Scleractinia, Pocilloporidae. The record is from RefSeq and is a predicted model, not a curated record. Gene Ontology annotation, biological process: regulation of apoptotic process.